AUGGAACCCCACUGGAAUCCAACUGUUGAAGCCCAGGCAUUUGACCGCCUUCACCGAAUUGGACAGAAAAAAACAGUUCAGGUAUUCCAUUUUAUCACUCCCAAAACAAUUGAAGAGAAGAUCCUCAUUGUUCAAAACAGGAAGAAACAGUUGACCGACUACUACUGA
Messenger RNA from Puccinia graminis f. sp. tritici CRL 75-36-700-3, 168 nucleotides. RefSeq lists its product as uncharacterized. Lineage: Eukaryota; Fungi; Basidiomycota; Pucciniomycetes; Pucciniales; Pucciniaceae. The record is from RefSeq and is a predicted model, not a curated record. The transcript is spliced from 4 exons. The coding region runs from base 1 to 168 and encodes 55 amino acids.